Molecule: messenger RNA, 1059 nt
Organism: Penicillium cosmopolitanum
Lineage: Eukaryota; Fungi; Ascomycota; Eurotiomycetes; Eurotiales; Aspergillaceae
Exons: 2
Coding region: 1-1059 (352 amino acids)
Biological process (GO): fatty acid metabolic process
Molecular function (GO): medium-chain fatty acid-CoA ligase activity
Source: RefSeq, a predicted model, not a curated record
AUGACGGAAAAGGCGGUAGCUUCUUUUUUAGAAGAGGACGGAGGAUUUCCGGAUGAUAAGAUAUUCGACGCACUCUUGCCCAUCGCCCGUGAGCUUGAUCACGUUGUCUUUCACGACCCUGCAAAAGACAUCAAUGCGAAUUAUGACCAGCUUAUAACCGACGUGAUUCACAUGCGGCACAAGUUGAGAGAACAACUUUCAAGAUUUCUUGAUCCUCAAAAUAACUCGAUCUUUGCGGAGUCUGUGCAGAUAUGCACGCUGGAUCCUGCGAACUACGAGUAUGCUGUAGCGACAUUCGCGAUUCUGGCUCUUGGUGGAGCUGUUGUGCCUCUGCAGAUCACUGAUAAGACAUUGGGGCUAGCAACAAAUACAAGCCCUGCGCUCCUUAUACAUUAUUUACGGAGGAGCCCAGUCAAGUAUAUCCUUACGGGAUCUGACUUUCGUGAACAGGCCAGCGAGUACCAGGCUUUUUGCAACCAGAACUUCCUGCCCGCCAUCGAUAUUCAGCCAAUUUCAAUUAUGAACAGUUGUCCAGAAUGGUUGUGGAGCUUGCCUAAUCUCAAGAUCAUGAAGGGAGUGAAAAUUCCCGAAUCUCGAGAGGGUAUUGUUCUCUUUUCGUCUGGAUCAACUGGCACCCCCAAGGGAGUCAUUCACAGUCGAGAUUGUAUAGUAUGCAACAAGCCCCGUUUAAGCCCCGAGGACAGGCAUCUUUUGCAUCGCCCAGCUAGCUGGCUAGGUGGAACCAUGUCCAUGGCCCGCGUAGUACUCGGAGGUGCCAGAGCUGAGGCUAUUGACCCUUCUGCUCCGAUAGAAGAGUACUGGGAACGACUGCGGACCGACAAAAUCACCACUGUGAUCUCAACCGUCGCAUUAUGGGAGCAAUUGGCCAGGUACUAUAAAACCCAUCUCAAGACUCAUCCCGACAGAGAUAAUUAUCUCGCGGGAAUAAGCAACCUGCGCACUGCUGUAAUUUCUGCAAGUGUGCCAAUCCCUUCGCUUUUGAGAUUCUAUCGAGAAGAAAUUCAUAAGCCACUCAGCAUUACUUCGCGUGCGACAUAG